This is a messenger RNA of Phacochoerus africanus (Common warthog), 5555 nucleotides long. RefSeq names its product serine palmitoyltransferase long chain base subunit 3 (gene SPTLC3). Bases 360 to 2006 code for a protein of 548 amino acids. The record is from RefSeq and is a predicted model, not a curated record. NCBI's taxonomy places the organism in Eukaryota, Metazoa, Chordata, Mammalia, Artiodactyla, Suidae. Gene Ontology annotation, cellular component: serine palmitoyltransferase complex. Gene Ontology annotation, molecular function: pyridoxal phosphate binding; serine C-palmitoyltransferase activity. The transcript has 12 exons. Gene Ontology annotation, biological process: ceramide biosynthetic process; sphingosine biosynthetic process.
UCCACCUCCCUGCCAGCCUCCUCUCUGUUCACACAGGCUUUUGCAGCCUCCUGGUUGCCUCAGUUCUAAGAGGAGUCAGAGUGGAGUGAGCAAUCUCCUUUGUAGUUUCAGGAGCAGUUUUGUUGCUAUGGAGGCCACAUUCUGAUUUGAGGAGUAUAAAGGUAACCAUUCGCGUUUAGUUUCAAAGAUCUGCCCAAAAGAUAGUCUGUGGCUCUUCUUCUGGAAAAGCCUGAUUGGUAGGAUUCCUUCAAGUAUUCUGCCCAAAGUGCUUCAUCCCAUCCCCUCACUAAUAUCAAAACUAAAGCUUGUCAAGAGCCUCUGGAGGGAAACCGGCCACCUCCUUCCAUCAUUUCCCACAAAUGGCUGAUCCUGGAGGUGGUGCUGUUUGCAAUGGAUCUGUUGACAUCCAGAGUGACUGUCCCAAUGAAAACUGCCAGAGAAACGGGAUCGUGAAAGAAGCCCAGCAAAAUGGAAAUUCAAAUUUCUAUAAGCCAAUUGUUGAAUCCUUUGAGGAAGCGCCCCUUCAUGCUAUGGUAUUCACUUACUUGGGAUAUGGAAUUGCAACGCUGUUUGGCUAUCUCAGAGAUUUUUUGAGAAACUGGGGAAUAGAAAAAUGCAACGCAGCCGUAGAGCGAGAAGAACAAAAGGAUUUUGUGCCGCUGUAUCAAAACUUUGAGAAUUUUUAUACACGGAAUCUUUACAUGAGAAUUAGAGACAACUGGAACCGGCCCAUCUGCAGUAACCCGGGGGCUCUGUUUGAUGUGAUGGAGAGGGUGUCAGAUGACUACAACUGGACAUUUAGGUCUACUGGAAGAAUCAUUAAAGAUGUCAUCAACAUGGGUUCUUAUAACUUCCUUGGCCUGGCAGCUAAGUACGAUGAAUCCAUGAGGACAGUAAAGGAUGUUUUAGAGACCUAUGGCACAGGUGUGGGCAGCACCAGACAGGAAAUGGGAACCUUGGAUAAACAUAAAGAAUUGGAGGACCUUGUGGCCAAGUUCCUGAAUGUAGAAGCUGCUAUGGUCUUUGGGAUGGGAUUUGCAACCAACUCAAUGAAUAUCCCUGCUCUUGUUGGAAAGGGAUGUCUCAUUUUAAGCGAUGAGUUAAACCACGCAUCUCUUGUGCUUGGGGCCCGACUCUCAGGUGCAACCAUAAGGAUCUUCAAACACAACAACGUUCAAAGCUUAGAGAAGCUCCUGAGAGAUGCUAUCAUCUAUGGCCAGCCUCGAACCCGCAGAGCUUGGAAAAAGAUUCUCAUCCUAGUGGAGGGCAUCUACAGCAUGGAAGGUUCCAUCGUGUAUCUGCCCCAGAUCGUGGCUCUAAAGAAGAAAUACAAGGCUUACCUCUACAUAGAUGAAGCUCACAGUAUUGGGUCCCUGGGCCCCACCGGCCGAGGUGUGGUGGAAUUCUUUGGAAUGGACCCCAGAGAUGUCGAUGUGUGCAUGGGCACUUUCACCAAAAGCUUUGGAGCCUCGGGGGGCUACUUAGCUGGAAGAAAGGACCUUGUGGAUUAUUUACGAGCUCACUCACACAGUGCUGCUUAUGCUACAUCCAUGAGCCCUCCAGUAGCAGAGCAAAUCAUCAGAUCGAUGAAAUUAAUCAUGGGACUGGAUGGGACCACGCAAGGGUUGCAGAGAGUACAACAACUUGCAAAAAACACAAGAUACUUCAGACAGAGACUGAGCCAACUGGGAUUCAUCAUCUAUGGCAAUGAGGCAUCUCCUGUUGUCCCCCUGCUCCUUUACAUGCCUGCUAAAGUGGCGGCUUUUGCAAGGCAUCUAUUGAAUAGAUAUAAAAUUGGUGUGGUGGUCGUUGGAUUUCCAGCCACUCCCCUCGCGGAAGCCCGGGCUCGGUUUUGCAUUUCAGCGACACAUACACGGGAGAUGUUAGACAAGGUUUUGGAAGCCCUGGAUGAAAUAGGUGAUCUCCUGCAUGUGAAAUAUUCCCGGCACAGGAAGUCAGCACGCCCUGAACUCUAUGACGAGUCAAGCUUUGAACUUGAGGACUGAGUCUCCUGGUCCUGAAAUGGAACCUCCAAACCCUGCCAGAAAGACCUCCCUCUUUGCCUCGGAAGGCCGAUAAAUGGAUUUCUCCUCCUUUCUAAGAACAGUUUUUGUUUCCAAACCAGCUUCAUUGGACCAAGGGAGACACAGUCAUUGUUGUGUUUUUAGUGUCUCUGCAGAGACAAAACUAUGGUUUCAGGAGAUUAAUGUUCUCCUCUUCCUGCUACAAAUGCACGCACUUCUUAGAAAAAGUUUAAUGCCAAAGAGCCUGUGUCUUAGCUGCUACUGUGCAGUCUCUUUGGUCCAGACCCUUUCAGGAGUUCCAACCAAAUGAGAGGGUUAAGUGUUUUAAUUUAGUAGAUCUCACAAUGUGUUUACUUAUUUCCUCUGCAGACAGGGGCAAGGGUGGUAGGCAGGAGCUAAACUCUUUAUUACCCAGGAAAACACCAGCUAGAACGCAUCAGGGAAAUUUCCAGGCAGGAGGGUAAAAAAAUGUUGCUUCUACCACUUGCCACAUUUGGGCUUUUUCCAAGGACAAGUGUCAAGAACCAUGGUUAAUGUUUCAAGGGAGAGAGCCGACCUGACCAGCAUCAACCAAAGACAUCUUUAAAGGAAACUUUCCUUUUCCUCUUGCUGGUCUCCUACAGUUUUAUAGCUGCGCUUUUGAGGUUUGGAAAAUUCAAGACUUUUGUUUCAUCAGGAAGGGGGCAGAAGGCAAGCCAGCCAAUUGUAGGCCUAGACUAAAACUGUAAAUUAUAACAACUUGAACGCCAUUGGUGCCGUGUGGAGUGAAUGGUUAGUGUGCAUACCUUUAACUAAUUUAAGGAGUGAUUGUCAUUUCCUAUUGAAUUUGGAGUAAAUGGUGAAAUUCAAACUCCUUGAGCGUUGACUCCCAAGACUACCCUUGAAGAACAGACUGAUUCCAAAAUGACAUUUAAAAGUAAAUGUUAUUCAACUUUUCAAUUUGGACACACACCCCCCCACCUUCAGAUCUAUUAACUAGUACUGUCAUUUGGCAUAAGCCCUCCGACUAGGUGCUAAGAAGGCUUAUACACUAUUGGGCAAUUAACUGUAAUUUACUUGAGUUCUCUUUGUCUCUGGAUGUCUGUCUGCCUAUUGGUCUGUCUGUUUCUCUCUUUCUCGCUAAAUGUGAACACACACUUCUCUGUAAAUUAGCCCUUUGCUAAUUGGAUCUAGUUAGUAUGGAAAAAGCCCGUGGAAAACGUUAUCUUUAACAAGCUCCCAGAUGGUGCCCAGAUUGGGAAACUCUAAAAAGCAGGGGUGACCUUUCAGCAAAGCUUCUGUAAUAGUUCGAAUGAGUUACAGAACAUUCCACUCCAUCAAAUGACACUAUAAACAAAUCACUUCAAGAGAGGCUUGACUUUGCAUGACACAGAUGGACCCAGGCUUUCAUGUUGUGCCCUGAGAUAGAAACUCUACUCACAGCCUCAGUGUUGGAUGGAGCAGUGGGCCCAGAUGCUCAGAGCUUAUUAAGGGCUAAAGGUAAUCAGUGUGCAAAACUUUUUAUGGGGAAAUUAUAACCCCCAGUAGAUACAUCACUUUAAAAGCGGAUCACAUGUUAAAGUUCCUCAUGAACAUUUGCAAGGAGUCCUACAAGCAGAAGAGGAGAGGAGGUGGGUUCUGAAAAUGCAGUGGCCCCAUCCAGUGACUGAUUUUGAUAACUAAAUUCCAAAAGGGACUAAAUUCCAACUCUUCUCAGUGAACAGGUGCAGGAUUCCUUGUGCAAAAGAAAAUUUAUGUUCUAUAAAUGUGCAAAGAAAUAAAAGACAAAUAGGCCUUUUCUCUUGAAAAUUGUACAUUUAAAUGACAUUGAUCUUAGUUAAUUGUCCAAAAUGCAUCUUCAUCAAGAUCUCAGAGGCCUAGGUGAUUUAUUACAUUCUCAACUCAACAAAGGCUAAAAGACCUGUCUCUGUCAGAGAGCCUGUGUUGAAUGUAUACACUUAUGAGAAGAACUGAAAUCCAAGCGAAAUAUUUCCUGAGGGGCACAGGUUCCAAAGGGUUGGUUAUAUAAGAAUAUAUGUCAUGUAGAAUGAAGUUGGUUAAGAGGGUGCUUGUGAGAAUUUUUAAUUUUUAUACAAAAAAAAAAUCUAUUGCUAGGUUAGUAAAAACCAUGAUUUCAAUUGAAUAGGGAUUACCGGGCUUCAAUAACUAUACCAGAGCCAAAAAUAUCCCUUUGGUUGGUUCUGUUUGGAAAGAUGAUUUUCUAAAUGAACUAUAGUGUUAUGCAUGCCCAAACCUCCCAACUGCAAUGCUAGUGUGUGUGUGCACACAUGCAUACUUCCCCUUCCUUUACAGAGCAAGCAGGAGUAUAAAGGUACGGAGAUGAGAAUCUGCUUGACUGAUGGAUAGAUGGAAGAUGUUGUUUCUAAAAAUGACCUUCAGGGAAGCAGAAGAUAAGGGAUCCAGAUCUAUAUUUGUAAGGAGGAUAUAUUUGCAUAAUGAAAUGAUGCAGACAUCUUCCUAAUCUUAUGUGGUGCAGGUUCCUGACUGUUUGGCUGUAUUUGCCUUUCAGCAUGUUUUGGUUUGAGAGAGACCAUGGGCUUUAGAACUUUCAAGGAGGCUUUUUAAAAUGCAGAUCCCUGGGCCCACAUCAGACCUCCAGUGAAUCAGAAUAGCUGCACUGCCACUGCCGGGAAGCUGCAUUUUAAUCAGCUUUCCUAGAGGAUUCUAAUCCAGGUCAGAAUUUGAGAACCACUAUUGGAACUUCUGUUUUGGUAGGUGGGUCAGCUCCAAUAACAGGCCAGGAAGUUUGUCCUGAUUCUCUGUUGAUAGCUAAGGGUAUUUAUACUACUAAAAUAAAAUGAAUUAUUCCAAACUUUUCAAUGGGACAUUUUGUUCCCAUUUUCUUCUUCUCUUUCUACCAAAAUGGAUCCAAUAUUGCAGAAUAAUCUGCUACUCGUUUAGACAAAAUUUUCCCAUCUCCACUUCUUCUGUGUUUCAUUUCCUACAAGAUGUUCCCUUUCCUUUUUGUGACCUUGUUCCAUUGAAUGUAGCAUCUUGUUUAUUUUUUUUCUUCCUACUCCUUCAAACCCCUUAAAAAACUUCAACCUCUGAUUAUUUAUUUAUUCCAACAACAGCUCUUGAACAAGGUGAAAGUCUUAUUUGUUCUUCAAACAUGCAGUGCUCCUCUGUAUGUUUCUUCAGUGAUAAGAUAUUAUAAACAGGUUUACUCUGAAUUAAAAGUUCUGAUGAAGAAACCUUAGCUCUUUUAAAUAUAUGCUUUGAUUUAUGGCAAUAAUAACAAUUGAAAUUUGAAUUUGUCUGAUGAUCUCUUGGCAAUUUUUCCUAGUCUUGGUGAGAACAACAUAUCUGAAAGACUGUUUUCUCAGAAUGCAACUGUGUAAUGUUUAGAAAACUAAGAGGAGUCUGUAUUUUAAAUGUUUGUAGGCAGUUAUUGUGGGACCUUGUGUUGUGUUUUGGUGUGUUGUGUGUGUGUGUGUGUAUGUGUGUGUUUCACUGAAACAUUUGAGUUGACUGAUUUCAUUUCAUUCUGCCUGUAAUAUGUUAGUUUCUUUAAUAAACAAAUCACUAAAA